Molecule: messenger RNA, 1041 nt
Organism: Bubalus bubalis (water buffalo)
Lineage: Eukaryota; Metazoa; Chordata; Mammalia; Artiodactyla; Bovidae
Gene: CLEC4D
Product: C-type lectin domain family 4 member D
Exons: 7
Coding region: 244-921 (225 amino acids)
Source: RefSeq, a predicted model, not a curated record
UUCUUUGCUCCAUCCUAGAGUGAAUCAAAGGACACUCCCGUGUUUGGAAAGACUUCUUCUUUUGAGCUGUCUUUAAUAUCGAGAGCUUUCUAAUCUUAGCAGAAUAGGCAAGAUUAAUGUUCAAUCUCAAGAAUUUCUGAAUAUAUUUCUUUAUCCACAGAAUAAACUGUGGGGAAAAAAUUUAAGAGGUUGCUGAGGCUGCUGGUUCUCUCCAACGCUGAACCACAAGAGAUUUAACAUACAAUGGGGCAAGAAGAACCACUAAAUAAACUAGAAAGAGGCCAGCAUUCCCAGCUGAUCCCUUGGACCAUUGCUAUUUUUUUCAUGUCACUUCUAAGUGCCUGUUUUAUUGCGAAUUGUGUGGCUGAAACAAAGGAACUGCGUAGAAAGAACAGAGAAGUGACUCACCACAACUUUCUAUCCUGUAAGAAAGGAACAGGGUUCUUCAGGCUCCCAAAGCAGCACCCAAAGGUGACAUGUGUCAGAGAGAAACCAGAACUGAAAGGGGGCACCUGGAAUUGCUGUCCUGUGGGCUGGAAAGCCUUCCAGUCCAACUGCUAUUUUCCUUUUAAUGACAACAAGACAUGGGCUCAGAGUGAAAGCCACUGCUCUGGGGUGGGAGGUCACCUGGCCACCAUCAGCACAGGGGCUGAGCAGAACUUUAUCACUCAAUUUUUGGAUAGACGAUUUUCAUAUUUCCUGGGACUUAGGAGUGAGAACCUUGACGGCCAGUGGCAUUGGGUGGACAAGAAACCAUUUAACCCACAGAUGGUAUUCUGGCACAAGCGUGAACCCAACAAUGAUCAGAAAGAAAAAUGUGUUGUUCUUGUUAACGACAAAGACAAAUGGGCCUGGAGUGAUUUUCCUUGUGACUAUAAGACAAGUUGGAUUUGCAAGAUAACUGGAACUGCAUUCAACUAAAAACCUACGAAGGGGGCCUUGUGAUGAGGACACAAAAUAAGAAAUAAUGCGACUAAAGCAGAACAUACAUGUAUUGUGGGAACAGAGAAAACAUUUUCCGUCAUAGAACAUUUUCCGUCA